AAGUGCCCGGCGCGCGCCUCCCGCCGCCGCACUUUCACUCUCCGUCGCCGCGUUGGCUCCGCGUCCCUCCUGAGUCCGCCAGCCGCCCGCCGGUGCCAUGAAUGCCAAGGUCGUCGUCGUGCUGGCCAUCGUGCUGGUUGCGCUGUGCCUCAGCGACGGGAAACCGGUCAGCCUGAGCUACCGAUGUCCUUGCCGAUUCUUCGAGAGCCACAUUGCCAGAGCCAACGUCAAGCAUCUCAAAAUCCUCAACACUCCCAACUGCGCCCUUCAGAUCGUGGCAAGGCUGAAGAACAACAAUAGACAAGUGUGCAUUGACCCGAAAUUGAAGUGGAUUCAGGAAUACCUGGAGAAAGCUUUAAACAAGAGGUUCAAGAUGUGAGAGGCGCAGGUGGGGUCAGACGCCUGAGGAAGCCUUACAGUAGGAGCCCAGGUCUGAAAGCAGUGUUAGGAAGAGCCCGCAGUGGCUCCCCUGCACCCAGGCAGGGCCCAGUGCAUUUCCAAGGGCUUCGUUUUGCACAGUUUGCCUUACUUUCACCAUUUGAUUAUGUAGCAAAAUAUAUGGUGUUUAUUCUUCGUUUAGUUUGAUUAUCCAAUGUCACUGGUGACAGAUAGAAACUUACACUAAGGCCGUUAUUUUACUUGCUUUCUUGUAAUAUCUUCCCCAUGGAGCCCCUUGCCUGGCCAGAGGUUCCUGAGUGUUGUACCUCCCUGAGCUGUGCAGGCUGGGACCUCCGAUCAUCCUGUCCUGGGAUGGAGAGCCACCAGGAGGUAUCAGAGCCAGUCGGCCUGGGCCAAACCCUAGUGAAGGCUGCCCCGUGCACGGGGUGGAGGAGGGUUAGGUUUAGAGGGCCAGGCAGGAGCUUCACCCUUACCCAGAGUGAGGGCUGGGAUCUUCCCUUUCGGUGAGCAUGGCAGAGCUUCCCCAAGCUGAGGCAGGCAGGAGUGUGAGGCCAAGGUAGGGGGAGAUGCACCCCUCAUCCUCAGCUGUUCUCUACAUCCCAUCACGUUCUUCCCAUCAUUCUCUCUCUCAUCCAUCAUCAUGUGUAUCCAAGACUGUCUCCAUCACCCCGGAAAAAGACUCUCUCAAGACUAAAGCUUUAAUUUAAACUGGGCACCAAGAAGCAAAUCAAAAUGUCUCGUGUUACCCGGUUCUGAAAACACUGUGCACAUCUGUGUCUUGUUCGGAAUAUUGUCUGUUGUCCAAUCCUGCGUUCUUGUUCAAAGCCGAUGUCCUCGCUGUGUGCAGUCAGCUCCUUGUAUGCAAAGGCUCAGAGGCAGGAGAUGCCUUUUGACCAGGUUUCUGAUUAGGGCCGUGAGCCUCUCGGGUGGGCAACCUGGGUUUCUCCACUGAUCACAAACCCAGGAUGGAUCCGCAGAGCCCAAGGGAAUUCGGUUUGCAGCAGUGUUGACCUGGGAGAUACACCAGCCCUCCAUGCUCCCACAGGUGUCCGUAUCUCGGAACCAUGGGGAGUUUUGUCUCCAUUUUGCCAAGGGCAUGAUUCUUUUGGCAAUCACGUGAAAAUCAACUUUCUUGGUUUUUGAAAACCUGGUCCACAAAACAGUUAAUCCUGGACAUGAAGAUUCCUUCCCAAUUAAAAUCUAACCUCAUCUUUUUCCCCACUUGGCAAUUCCAUCAUCUGCUACCUUGUACAGCGGCCUCUGGACUUGACCACUAGUGUUAUCUUGUGCUUCCAGAUCAUCCAUCAGGGCAUUCCUCUUAGAAAAGGAGAUGUUUGGGAAAGUAGGUUAAAACCUUAACAUGUAGAGUGUUUCCCUUUACUGAGACUAGUUUGUAGACUUGCAUUAGACAGUUUAAAAAUCUCACUUUUUGAACAGGUAGGCACUUGAGGGGUUUUUGCUUAUUGUGCUUUGUUUUACAGUUUAUCUAAUACUUUGCCCCUUUGGUUAAACAGCCCAGGAAAAAUUUUUAAAGUAAGAAAGUGGACAAAAAGAAGGGCA
Odobenus rosmarus divergens (Pacific walrus) is the source of this 1959-nucleotide messenger RNA. It is a transcript of the gene CXCL12, whose product is annotated as stromal cell-derived factor 1-like. Bases 98 to 379 code for a protein of 93 amino acids. The transcript is spliced from 4 exons. The record is from RefSeq and is a predicted model, not a curated record. Gene Ontology annotation, cellular component: extracellular region; external side of plasma membrane. Gene Ontology annotation, molecular function: CXCR chemokine receptor binding; chemokine activity. Lineage: Eukaryota; Metazoa; Chordata; Mammalia; Carnivora; Odobenidae. Gene Ontology annotation, biological process: immune response; positive regulation of cell migration; axon guidance.